GAUUAAUAAGUAGCCAGUUCCAACUCACGCCGUAACCUAGCGCUGAGCGGGGACGUUGGUCACGUUCGAGCGUUCGAGCGCCAGAGGCAGGACGAGGACGCGGAGGGCGCAGUUGGAGACUCGAUGGAUGCUCGAAGUCGGGACUGGGGCACGACAGCAUGGCGGACAAGGUUUGGUUCGAGAGUUUUGUGCCACCAGGUUUGAAGUGGCAUUCGAAAGGCUGGACGAUGAUCAUUCGCUUCACUUCAAUUUGACGCAUUUACUGUCCAAUAUGGAUAGUUUGGAGGAGUCGAGCUCGAAAUUGACGCCGAGUUUAUGCCUGGCACCACCCAUUGUCGAGUCUCCGGAUGAGAAGAGUGAUGCCUUCUCAGAGGAACUCUUCCGUUGGCUCGAUAAGCUCGAGGAUGUGUUGAGACGGGUGGUCGGAUCAGAAGCUCGCGUCUGGUUAUGUUCCGCUGUUGCAGAACUUGUUGUUCCGCACCGUGUUCAGGCAUCUGUGUUUAUGAGUUUCCUCAGGGAAGCUGCUUUGACCCACAGCUUCCAGGCAAAAAGGGUGGAUUCAUCUCGACAGAGUGAUCACAAUGCGGAACUUCUUCUGAAGCAGAUCGUGAGAAUGCUAUGCGACAGCUACCCGAAGCAAGUUGGGCGACUACUGGCAACUGACGAUAAACUUCUUCGCCAGUUUUUCUCCGGACAUCCAAAGAGGAUUUUGGGAUGGUUUCAAAAUUUUGCUGGACCUGGAGAGACGGAUCACCGGUUGGGAGCCAGGGCACUUUCUCGAUAUGCUUUCUUGCAUCGUGAGGAUUACUGGCACGAGCUAGAGUGGAAGGGCAAGCACUCACAAGCUCCCGCGACAGUUGCAUCCAAACCACAUUAUUUCUCUGAACUCGAUGUCCUCAGGACUGUCGAUAACUUUCUUGAGCAUGUUCCAUCCUUUUGGUUCUCAGAAGAACUGAGAGACUCACUGGAAGAAGGUGAUUUCCUUUCCUUAGAUUAUGAAUUUUUCCAUAACGAGCUACUUGAAAGACUGAUGGGCGAUAAGCGGCAUGACUUGUGGUUACUUAUCGAAGAGUUUCUGAGCAAUGAGUCCUUCUCUGUACUUUGCCAGCGAACUCUUCACUUGAUGAGUGACAAGACUCUGCUUGAGUUUAUUUCCAACGUCGGAAGCGCCCUGAGAAAAUCAGGCAGAGAUUCCAGAAACAAAAGUAUCAACCAGGAUUACACUGUACGCAAUAGCUCCAAGGACACGCCUUGGCUUGAGAUGGUUUUUGCCACCGGUAUGGAAUGGAAGAACCUGUACGAUGCUUCUUUCAGCAACGCCUGUGCGAGUCGUGGGCGAGAGAUGUUGAAACUAGUGCUGGACGAGGAACACGCGGAAGACGCAAGAGCAUUGAGGUGCUUGCUGUCGGAGAGAGCUUCUUUUGAGAAGGAUCAUUGGAGAUUGAGACCAGAAUGCCUUCAAGCGGAGAAAUGGGAGGCUGUCAAAUGGCUUAGUAUGGAGGCAUGGCUGCUCUUCCAUCUAUUGAGUCAAGGAAGCACCUCGGCAGAAUCUCUCGAAAGGCUUAUGACGGAGGUCGGCACCGGCUUUCUUCGUACCAAGCCUGCUUCUGCUGAAAUUUACGAGUUGAUCAGCACGAGCAAGGAGAGGAAGAGAAGUGAGAAGAGGAAAAGGCGAAAGCCGAGACGGAGGUCCAGAAAGCGAGCUCAGCUCAGCGACGAUGAUGAUACGGGAAGUGAUAGCGAUGAGGCUGCUGAACAAGAAAAACCGGUCAAUCUCGGAGGUUUGAGUUGGCGGCUCUCUCUCGACAACUAUACUGCAACAUGGACACAGGUGGAUGUAGCAGAGCACCUCGUCAACUAUGCAGUCAAACAGUGGCUGCAGUGGGUCACUGUACGGUGGUAGAGUUUGUAAAAGGAAUUACCAAAUUAAAGACUGGAUUAGAAAGAAAGGGUUGAGGCCCAUGUCGUUUCUCUCUGGUCUGAACUUGGCCCCUUUCAUUUCAUGGGGCAGAGUUCUGUCAUGCAUUUCGACGAUUUCGAAUUAGUGUUAAAAUAUGUACAUUCCUAUCACUAUCGUUUAAAGACGAAUAUGUGUCAG
Messenger RNA from Marchantia polymorpha subsp. ruderalis, 2098 nucleotides. Lineage: Eukaryota; Viridiplantae; Streptophyta; Marchantiopsida; Marchantiales; Marchantiaceae. The record is from the annotation of a GenBank genome assembly.